ACUAUGAAACUCUUACUUAGUUUGUGUCUGUUGGUGGUACUUAUACAAUACGUUCACGGAGGAUGUCAGACGUGUUACAUGACAGAAGAAUACGUGUCAAAUUACUUUUCAAGCUGUGGUCUGUUUGGAUGGAGUAGAUGUGCACGUACAAGAACUUCAACCAGACAAAAGUCGUAUUCAUGCAAGUGUUCCGUAAAUGGAGGAUGGAGUAGUUGGUCAACGAAAAUCACAUGGCGUAAUGAUUGUUCAACAAAAUGUGGACAAGGAAUAGAAACAGGAUACAAAACCAGAACUUGUACAAAUCCAGCUCCUCAAUACGGCGGCAGCAGUUGCUCUGGUUCUAGUACACAAACACAGCAACGAGCAUGUAAAAUCAAAGAAUGCCCAAUUGAUGGUGGAUGGACAUCUUUCUCUAAAUUCACAUGGAACAACGAUUGUUCAGCAGCAUGUGGUGUAGGUGAUGAAACAGGAUACAGAACGAGAUCAUGUUCAAAUCCUACCCCAGCCCAUGGAGGAAAAGCCUGUACUGGUGCAGCAUUAGAAAAAGCGACGCGUAGUUGUAAGAUAAAGGAAUGCCCAAUUGAUGGACAAUGGAGCGAUUAUUCUACAGUAUCUUGGAACAAUGAUUGUUCAGCUACUUGUGGCAUAGGAGUAGAAACGGGAACUAAAACAAGAACAUGUACUAACCCAACACCAGCCUAUGGUGGCAAUCCAUGCAACGGAGAUUCCUCAUCUUUGGAGAAACGGCAAUGUAAAAUUAAAGAAUGUCCAAUUGAUGGACAAUGGAGCGAUUAUUCUACAGUAUCUUGGAACAAUGAUUGUUCAGCUACUUGUGGCAUAGGAGUAGAAACGGGAACUAAAACAAGAACAUGUACUAACCCAACACCAGCCUAUGGUGGCAAUCCAUGUAACGGAGAUUCAUCAUCUUUGGAGAAACGGCAAUGUAAAAUUAAAGAAUGUCCAAUUGAUGGAGGUUGGACUGAUUACUCAAUAGUCACAUGGAGCGGUAAGUGUUCAACUACUUGUGACUUUGGAACAGAAACAGGCGUAAAAACCAGAACAUGCACCAACCCGGAGCCAGCAUUUGGUGGUAAACCAUGUGCCGGAGAGUCUUAUGCUUCAGAGAAUCGACAGUGUAAAGUCAAGGAAUGUCCAAUUGAUGGAGGCUGGAGUGAAUACUCUAUUAUCACAUGGAGCGGUAAAUGUUCAACUACUUGCGAUUUUGGAACAGAAUCAGGAGUUAAAACCAGAACGUGCACAAAGCCAGAACCAGCUUUUGGUGGUAAACCAUGUGCCGGAGAGUCUUCUACUACAGAAAGUCGACAGUGUAAAGUUAAGGAAUGUCCAAUUGAUGGAGGCUGGAGUAAAUUUUCUGCUAUAACAUGGAGUAGUAAAUGUUCCACUACUUGCGACUUUGGAACAGAAUCAGGAGUAAAAACAAGGACUUGUACAAGCCCUACACCAGCUUAUGGUGGUAACCAAUGUCUUGGAGAGUCUUCUGCUACAGAAAGUCGGCAGUGUAAACUGAGAGAAUGCCCAAUUGACGGUGGAUGGUCUGAAUAUGGACCUUUCACAGAAUGGAGUGCAUGUUCUGUAACCUGUGGUAUGGGAAUACAGACAAAGUCACAUGACCGAACAUGUACAAAUCCGGAACCUCAGUAUGGCGGAAAAGAUUGUGAAGGAGGAAUAACCGAGACUGUUAGCAAAGACUGUGACAUGAAAAAAUGUCCAGAAACCAUUUGUUCUGAUCUUGGACAAGGACACACUUUCACUGCUCAUUUACAGCAAUGUACUAAAUACUUGAACUGCUUGAACGGAGAAGUAACUUUGAUGAGUUGUAGUGAUGGUACAGAAUGGGACAAUGACCUGAAGACAUGUGCAUUUCCUAAAGAAGGUAGCACAUGUCUGGCAACAGAACCAAAUGAUGAAGGAGUAUCCUGUCAAUUUCACGGACAGCACCUUUCACAUCCAACUGAUUGUCACAAAUUUUAUCAGUGUGUUGGCACAACACCAAAAGAGAUGUCGUGUAGCAACGGUUCAGCUUGGAAUGACGCCAUUGGAAACUGUGACCGUCCUGAAAAUGUGGAACUUUGUAAUGUAAAUAAUUCUGAUGAUGGUGCUGCUAAUGUUGUUGAAGAUGACACAAAUGAGUCAGCUGUAGACGUGAUAGAAGAGUUCGACUGUGGAGGAAAGACAGGUUUUUUUGCUGAUCCUAAAGAGUGCACCAAAUACUACUGGUGUAUAGCUGGACAGAAAUAUCACAUGCCUUGUGGUGCAGGCACAUAUUUCGAAAAGGGAGGGUGUGUGGCAGGAACAUGUUAAUGAUUCAGUGAAAACAACAAGAAAUAGUGAAAGAUGAUACGAACAAGAAGAUACAUUCAUUAUAAUGACAAUUGUUAAUGUCCCUUUGGUAUAUCUUUCGCCUCUCGUUUAAUUCUUUCUUAUUUAACAUUUUUAUGUAAUUAUCAUUAAAUAAGUACUUGCAAAUGA
Molecule: messenger RNA, 2490 nt
Organism: Mytilus californianus (California mussel)
Lineage: Eukaryota; Metazoa; Mollusca; Bivalvia; Mytilida; Mytilidae
Product: coadhesin-like
Exons: 15
Coding region: 4-2322 (772 amino acids)
Cellular component (GO): extracellular region
Molecular function (GO): chitin binding
Source: RefSeq, a predicted model, not a curated record